Lineus longissimus is the source of this 2066-nucleotide messenger RNA. RefSeq names its product transmembrane protein 184C-like. NCBI's taxonomy places the organism in Eukaryota, Metazoa, Nemertea, Pilidiophora, Heteronemertea, Lineidae. Gene Ontology annotation, cellular component: membrane. The record is from RefSeq and is a predicted model, not a curated record. Gene Ontology annotation, biological process: transport. Gene Ontology annotation, molecular function: transporter activity. The transcript is spliced from 9 exons. Bases 86 to 1711 code for a protein of 541 amino acids.
GUAAACAAUCACACAUUGAAUCUUGUUCAUUCGAUUUUUCUGUGAAAUUAGGCCUCACCAGGUCAUCAGUAACUUUAUGCAAUGAAUGAACAUUAAGAUGGCGUGUCCAGGGUGCAUAGGAAGUUGGAAAGCAUGGCUCAGGCCGUGCGUGAUCGUGUUUUAUAUGGUUCUACUUCUGAUAGCUUUGCCACUGUGUGUUGUGGAACUGGACAGCAAGGAUGCACCAGCUGAUGUUGAGGCUUGGUUUGUUGGGGGCAUAUUUGUGUUGGCCAGCCUCCCCAUAUCACUGUGGGGGAUUAUGCAACAUCUGGUGAACUACACAAGACCAUCACUGCAGCUGCCAAUCAUCAGGAUCCUGUGGAUGGUUCCUAUCUAUGGAUUAAAUUCAUGGUUCGCAUUGAUGUUUGAAUCUUUUGCCAUCUACCUGGACACCUUGCGUGAGUGCUACGAGGCCUAUGUUGUCUACAGCUUCAUGACAUACCUUCUCAACUUCCUGCACAGUGAGCAUACAGACUUUGAGGGUCACAUGGCAGAGAAACCUGAGAAGAGGCUACUUUGUCCGUGUUGCUGUUGCCCACCUUGGAAACCGGGGAAACAGUUUAUCAACCGAUGCAAACACGGUGUGUUACAGUACACAGUGCUCAGACCAGUGACUACUGUGAUAGCUUUAUGUUGUGAGCUUGGUGGUGUGUAUAAAUUUGGAGAGUUCAAUUUCAAGACAGCAUACACAUAUCUAGUAAUAGUAGACAAUAUAUCGCAAGGUUGGGCCAUGUACUGCCUGAUUCUCUUCUACACCGUCACAAGACAAGAGCUCAAUCCAAUCAAACCAGUCUCAAAGUUUCUCUGCAUCAAAGCUGUGGUCUUCUUUACAUUCUGGCAAAACUUCAUCAUAGCCAUUCUAGUAAAUGCAGGAGUGAUUCAAAAAAUAGAGCACUGGAAGUACUAUGAUCCAAAAGAAAUAACCAUGGGACUCCAGAAUUUCCUGAUUUGUGUUGAGAUGUUCAUUGCUGCGAUAGCGCAUUAUUUCUCCUUCUCGCACAAGCCGUACAUUGAUGCAGACGUUGAGCAGCAGACGUGUUGUGAGUCGUUUAUGUCCAUGUGGGAUGUGUCAGAUGUCAGGGAUGAUGUGGUAGAACAUGUCAGGGUUGUAGGUUCAAAUAUCAGGAAAAGAGUCCCAGGAAAGGCUUGGAGGCAGCAGAAACAAGCAGAGCCAGUCAACUCGGAGCAUACACCUCUACUUAGUGGAUCAGAUUCACGCAGUUCUCUUCAUGAACCGGAUAAUGUCAGGGUCAUAACUGAUGCUGAGGUUCAUCCAGAAGCACUGCAAGCUGCAAGCAAAGGAUCAGCUAGUGCAGCUACAUUAUUAGUUUCGAGUACUGAGAGCGACCCCUAUAGUGGAACUUUAAGACCAACUGAUUCGGACAGUAUGACUAAUCUGGCCAGAUUUGGUUCAAGUAUUGAUUCCCGGCUCUCUCAUAUCUCGACACAUUCAAAGGACAGUGGCCAAGGACAUGUUCGACCUGAUGUAGUUCCUGUGAGUCCUACAAAGGGGCGCUCUUCCUCGAGGGAGAAUCCAUUCAAUGAUGUCAUAGAAACAGAGGAGCCUCCGUUGAUAAACUUUGGAGAAUGCAGUAUAAGCACUGGUAGUCAAGGUGGCGAGAGCACAAGUAGUCAAGGCGAUGACUCAAGUCAAAACUCACAAGCUGGAUAAUUGAGACUAAAUAAGAUGUUCAAUCCAGGGUUGUUUUUUUAUAAUUUGGACUCUAAGCGUCAUCCAGGGAUUUUGUAUUGGCAAUUAGGCCAAUUAGUUUUGUAUUGUUAUAUUCCUUUGAUAAUCUGAGCUAUAAGUUCUAAUAAUUAACUCUCCUGUACAAAAUAAGGGCACUCUACUUCGAGAUAGAAUCCAUUCAAUGAUGUGAUAUUGAUUUUUGAGGUUAGGGCCUCGUCAUGAAUAUACUCAUUUGUUGUCCUGCUGUUCUCAUCACUCGACCUAAAGCAGACUGAAGAAACAAACAUGAUGAUGGUAUCAAUAUAAUACGUGAUGUGCACAUUAAUGUUUGCUAUUA